AUGUUCCAAGAGGGUUGCAUUCGAAGGGUGAGCUUUGUAGACUGGAUCAUCCUGAAGAUCUGUUUCAAGGAAGUUCGGCCAAAUCAACUGGGAGGUUUCCGGGCGUUCGAGUUCGUCGAUCCCGAGGCUUCUCGGUAUCUCGUUCAUGGCAACGACAUACGCCAUUUGCGUAAUCACCUUACCACACCUGUUCUCCUGCACACCAGGACGUUAUCGACCCUACUCGAUCUGGAUCCGCUACUGAACAAUUCCGCCUGGACGAAGUAUAAGCGCCACAACCGCUCCUCGGCGGCGAAGCCUGGAGAUUCGCAGCUAUUGUGCUUCCUUGAUCUCCCUGGCGAGCUUCAGGACGCAGUCUACCAAGUCUCCAUAGUCGACAAAACCUUGUCCGUCCGGAGACACCGCACCAGGCGCCCUCAGGUCGAGUGGGAGGCGCAUCUGCCCGAGAAAUUCGGUGGCUGCGGACCAUCGAUCGGAUUGAUUCCUGGCACUGAGGACGCCAUCAUGACUCAACUCGGCAUGAAAUGGCGGCAGGUGCAAUGCCUUUCCCACUUGCGGACACUAGACUGCCCAGCUCUAAUGACGCACUCAGUCAUGGAGGGUGCCUACACAUUCGGCAGGGCACCGCGGUCCAUGUUCAAGAGCUUGUUCUUGGUCGACUCUCGAUACCAUCGCCUGCGGUGGCCAGCCUGGCGACUCAUUUCCAAGGCCAUGCUCGCUGAAGACGAGCACGACCGUGGUGGCUUUGUCAACUACUACACGUUCGACUGCGUGCAUUUCCGGACCCGUGUGCUGCUCAACCCCCGAGGCCAGCUCCAGGGGCUUCGGGGAGAGGAACAACUACACACGUACUUGGCCUGUCCAAUUUUCUCGAGACGCCGGCGACGUUGGCGCUGGGGUGCAGAAGCUUGGAACACACAAGCGGAGGGUGGUAUUCCUGAUCAUGGCGAAGGGGUUUUCGGAGCCUCGUAUGCAGCUUUAGAGCCGGGGUCUAAGACGUUAUAA
This is a messenger RNA of Neoarthrinium moseri, 1005 nucleotides long. RefSeq lists its product as uncharacterized. Bases 1 to 1005 code for a protein of 334 amino acids. The record is from RefSeq and is a predicted model, not a curated record. The transcript has 3 exons. Lineage: Eukaryota; Fungi; Ascomycota; Sordariomycetes; Amphisphaeriales; Apiosporaceae.